Molecule: messenger RNA, 1601 nt
Organism: Dendrobium catenatum
Lineage: Eukaryota; Viridiplantae; Streptophyta; Magnoliopsida; Asparagales; Orchidaceae
Product: non-specific phospholipase C1-like
Exons: 1
Coding region: 414-1586 (390 amino acids)
Biological process (GO): phospholipid catabolic process
Molecular function (GO): hydrolase activity, acting on ester bonds
Source: RefSeq, a predicted model, not a curated record
UUUUAUUUUGGUAUCUUCUGCAUCAGUUUACGAGUUCGUAAUUUGGAUUCUUUAUUUUAUUUCCUUGUUUAGUAGAUGCAAAUGCCGCCCUUAAUCACUCAGCGGUGCGUGUGGAGUACGCUACUUCCCUCUAACCUCUACGGUCUCCCACCUUCCGUUGGCAAUCGCCGGAGACCUAAUUUAAACCUACUUUGCGGUCCGUGCAAAAUCCGCUGCUUUAUUAUCCUCUCAUCAUUCUCCCAAAUUCCGUCGGCUAUGGCCGGAGAGCUAAUUUAAACCUACUUUCUUGUCCGUGUAGUAUCUGUUACUUUCACAUCCCCUCUGCCGCCUUCCACCUUCCACCUUCCACCUUCCACCUUCCGUCGUCGAUUGCAAGAGACCUAAUUUUGGUUUCUCUUUGGUCGAUUCUAUCAAUGGAAACCCAGCAACGGAGGUUCCGCCUCCAGGUUCUCUCGAUUUUCUUUCUCUGCCUGGUGGUCUCUGCCCGCUGCGUCGACCGGAACUGGUGGAAGAAGAAGAAGCACGAUAUCAAGGGCCCUAUCAAGACAAUUGUGGUCGUAAUGAUGGAAAAUCGCUCCUUUGAUCAUAUGCUCGGAUGGCUUAAGUCCUCCAGGCCGGACAUUGACGGCCUUACUGGCCGGGAGUCAAAUCGGCUAUCGGUCUCCGACCCUUCCUCUCCGGAAAUUUUUGUUACCGACGACGCAGUAUUUAUCGAUUCGGACCCCGGCCACUCCUUCCAGGCUAUCCGCGAGCAGAUCUUUGGCUCCUCAGACGCCUCCGCCAUACCCGCUCCAAUGAAUGGUUUUGCUCAGCAGGCAGCCAGCAUGGGUGAAGGCAUGGAACAUACUGUCAUGAGCGGUUUCGCCCCGGAAAACGUUCCUAUCUUCGCCGCCCUUGCUAAUGAAUUCGCCGUCUUCGAUCGCUGGUUUGCUUCCGCGCCAACGUCAACCCAGCCCAACCGCUUCUACGUGCACUCCGCUACUUCCCAUGGUGCCAUGAGUAACGUCAGGCAUGAUCUCAUUCAUGGAUUUCCGCAAAAGACAAUCUUUGACUCCCUCGACGAAGAGGGGCUAAGCUUCGGAAUUUACUAUCAGAACAUCCCAGCCACGCUUUUCUUCAAGAGCCUACGGAAGCUAAAGCACUCCUUAAAUUUCCACAACUACCAGUACACCUUCAAGCUGCACGCAAGGUCGGGGAAGCUGCCAAAUUAUGCUGUGAUCGAGCAGCGCUAUUUUGAUUGCGAACUCUUUCCAGCUAAUGAUGAUCACCCCUCUCAUGACGUUGCUCGUGGACAGCGGUUCGUUAAGGAGGUCUACGAGACGCUCAGAGCGAGCCCACAGUGGAACGAGACGGCUCUACUCAUCACGUAUGAUGAGCAUGGGGGUUUCUUUGAUCAUGUUCCGACACCAGUGGAAGGCGUGCCGAACCCUGAUGGAAUCAUUGGUCCGGAACCCUACUACUUCAAAUUCGAUCGCUUGGGGGUGCGGGUGCCUACCUUCCUUAUAUCACCUUGGAUUGAGAAGGGAACAGGUGAGUGGCCUAAUCUUUGCAUUCUUGCAAGCUUUCUUGUUUUUGGGGAACCUUAGGCUGUUAAUGAACUC